GGGGAGAGACCCUACAAAUGCAGUGAGUGUGGGAAAACCUUCAAUCGCAGCUCACACCUUAUUGCCCAUCAGAAAAUCCACACAGGGGUUAGGCCCUAUAAAUGCUGUGAGUGUGGAAAAUGCUUCACUGAGAGUUCAGACCUUUCUGUACAUCAGAGAAUCCACACAGGGGAGAGGCCCUACAAAUGCAGUGAGUGUGGGAAAACCUUCAAUCGCAGUUCGGACCUUAUUAGACAUCAGAGAAUCCACACAGGGGACAGGCCCUAUGAAUGCAGUGAGUGUGGGAAAACCUUCAAUCGCAGAUCAGGCCUUUCUAGACAUCAGAGAAUCCACACAGGGGACAGGCCCUACGAAUGCAGAGAGUGUGGGAAAACCUUCACUCAAAUAUCAGCCCUUUCUCAACAUCAGAGAACCCACACAGGGGACAGGCCCUAUGAAUGCAGAGAGUGUGGGAAAACCUUCACUCAAAUAUCAGCCUUUUCUCAACAUCAGAGAAUCCACACAGGGGAGAGGCCCUUUGAAUGCCGUGAGUGUGGGAAAACCUUCACUUACAAAUCAGGCCUUUCUAGACAUCGGAGAAUCCACACAGGGGAAAGACCCUACGAAUGCCGUGAGUGUUGUAAAACCUUCAGUCGCAGCUCGCACCUUAUUACCCUUUCUCUUCAUCAGAGAAUCCACACAGGGGAGAGGCCCUAUGAAUGCAGAGAGUGUGGGAAAACCUUCAAUCACCGCUCACACCUUAUUACCCAUCAGAGACUCCACACAGGGGAGAGGCCCUAUAAAUGCUGUGAGUGUGGAAAAUGCUUCACGAAGAGUUCAGCCCUUUCUCAGCAUCAGAGAAUCCACACAGGGGAGAGGCCCUAUGUAUGCCAUGAGCCAGAGGAAAACUACAGUAGCCACUCAGCCCUUAUUCCACGCAACAGAAUCAACUUGGAAGAGAGACGCUACAUGUGCCACGAGUGCGGGAAAAGCUUCGGGCAGAGCUCUCACCUUAUCAGACAUCAGAGAAUCCACACAGGGGAGCUGCCCUACACAUGUUCUGAGUGCGGGAAAAGCUUCAGGUGGAGCUCUCACCUUAUCACACAUGAGAGAAUCCACACAGGGGAGAAGCCCUACACGUGCUCUGAGUGCGGGAAAAGCUUCAAUCGGAGCUCUGUCCUGAGCGCACACAGGAGAAUCCACACAGGGGAGACGCCCUACACGUGCUCUGAGUGCGGGAAAAGCUUCAGUCAGAGCUCACACCUUAUCAGACAUCGGAGAAUCCACACAGGUGAGAAACCAAAUGGAUGCUCUGAGUGCGGGAAAUGCUUCAGGGAUAUUUCAGCCCUCAUCUCACAUCAGAGAAUCCACACAGGGGAGAAGCCCUACACAUGCUCUGCAUGUGGGAAAAGCUUUAAUCAGCGCUCAAACCUUAUUACACAUCAGAAAAUCCACUUGGAAGAGACAAACUACACAUGCCAUGAGUGCGGGAAAAGCUUCAGUCGGCGCUCAAGCCUUAUCAGACAUCAGAGAAUCCACACAGGGGAGACGCCCUACACGUGCGCUGAGUGCGGGAAAAGCUUCAAUCUGCGCUCAAGCCUUAUCAGACAUCAGAGAAUCCACACAGGGGAGACGCCCUACACGUGCGCUGAGUGUGGGAAAAGCUUCAAUCUGCACUCAAGCCUUAUCACACAUCAGAGAAUCCACACAGGAGAGCAGCCCUACACGUGCGUUGAGUGCGGGAAAAGCUUCAGUCAGCGCUCACACCUUAUCAGACAUCAGAGAAUCCACACAGGGGAGACGCCCUACACGUGCGCUGAGUGCGGGAAAAGCUUCAGUCUGCGCUCAAUCCUUAUCACACAUCAGAGAAUCCACACAGGGGAGACGCCCUACACGUGCGCUGAGUGCGGGAAAAACUUCAGUCAGCGCUCACACCUUAUCACACACCAGAGAAUCCACACAGGGGAGACGCCCUACACGUGCUCUGAGUGUGGGAAAAGCUUCAGUUGGUGCUCAAGCCUUGUCACACACCAGAGAAUCCACACAGGGGAGACGCCCUACACGUGCUCUGAGUGCGGGAAAAGCUUCAGUCAGCGCUCACACCUUAUCACACACCAGAGAAUCCACACAGGGGAGACGCCCUACACGUGCUCUGAGUGUGGGAAAAGCUUCAGUCGGCGCUCACACCUUAUCAGACAUCAGACAAUCCACACAGGGGAGAAGCCCUACACAUGCUCUGAGUGCGGGAAAAGCUUCAGUCGGCGCUCAAACCUUAUCACACAUCAGAGAAUCCACACAGGGGAGAUACGCUACAUGUGCCAUGAGUGCGGGAAAAGCUUCAAUGGGAGCUCUCACCUUAUCAGACAUGAGAGAAUCCACACAGGGGAGACGCCCUACACGUGCUCUGAGUGCGGGAAAAGCUUUAGUCAGAGCUCUCCCCUUAUCACACAUCGGAGAAACCACAAGCGGGGGAAGCCCUACACGUGCUCUGAGUGCGGGAAUAGCUUUGGGCGGAGGUCUCACCUUAUCAGACAUGAGAGAAUCCACACUGGGGAGACGCCCUACACGUGCUCUGAGUGUGGGAAAAGCUUCAAGCAGAGCUUUGCCCUGAGCGCACACAGGAGAAUCCACACAGGGGAGAAGCCCUACACGUGCUCUGAGUGUGGGAAAAGCUUCAGUCGGAGCUCACGCCUUAUCAGACAUCGGAGAAUCCACACAGGAGAGACGCCCUACACAUGCCAUGAGUGCGGGAAAAGCUUCAGACAGAGCUCAACCCUUAUCAGACAUCGGAGAAUCCACACAGGAGAGACGCCCUACACAUGCUCUGAGUGCGGGAAAAGCUUCAAUCAACGCUCUGCCCUUAUCAGACAUCAGAGAAUCCACACAGGGGAGACGCCCUACACGUGCGCUGAGUGCGGGAAAAGCUUCAAUCUGCGCUCAAGCCUUAUCAGACAUCAGAGAAUCCACACAGGGGAGACGCCCUACAUGUGCGCUGAGUGUGGGAAAAGCUUCAAUCUGCGCUCACACCUUAUCACACAUCAGAGAAUCCACACAGGAGAGCAGCCCUACACGUGCGUUGAGUGCGGGAAAAGCUUCAGUCAGCGCUCACACCUUAUCAGACAUCAGAGAAUCCACACAGGGGAGACGCCCUACACGUGCGCUGAGUGCGGGAAAAGCUUCAAUCUGCACUCAAGCCUUAUCACACAUCAGAGAAUCCACACCGGAGAGCAUCCCUACACGUGUGCUGAGUGCGGGAAAAGCUUCAGUCAGCGCUCACACCUUAUCAGACAUCAGAGAAUCCACACAGGAGAGACGCCCUACACGUGCGCUGAGUGCGGGAAAAGCUUCAGUCUGCGCUCAAUCCUUAUCACACAUCAGAGAAUCCACACAGGGGAGACGCCGUACACGUGCGCUGAGUGCGGGAAAAACUUCAGUCAGCGCUCACACCUUAUCACACACCAGAGAAUCCACACAGGGGAGACGCCCUACACGUGCUCUGAGUGUGGGAAAAGCUUCAGUUGGUGCUCAAGCCUUGUCACACACCAGAGAAUCCACACAGGGGAGACGCCCUACACGUGCUCUGAGUGCGGGAAAAGCUUCAGUCAGCGCUCACACCUUAUCACACACCAGAGAAUCCACACAGGGGAGACGCCCUACACGUGCUCUGAGUGUGGGAAAAGCUUCAGUCGGCGCUCACACCUUAUCAGACAUCAGACAAUCCACACAGGGGAGAAGCCCUACACAUGCUCUGAGUGCGGGAAAAGCUUCAGUCGGCGCUCAAACCUUAUCACACAUCAGAGAAUCCACACAGGGGAGAUGCCCUACACAUGCCAUGAGUGUGGGAAAAGCUUCAAUGGGAGCUCAGACCUUGUCACUCAUCAGAGAAUGCACAGAGGAGAGAGACCCUACAUGUGCUCCGAGUGCGGGAAAAGCUUCCGUCAGAGCUCUACCCUUAUCACACACUGGAGAACCCACACUGGAGAGAAACCCUACAUGUGCUCUGAGUGCGGGAAAUGUUUCAAUCAAAGCUCUGCCCUUAUCACACAUCGGAGAAUCCACACAGGUGAGAAACCUUAUGGAUGUUCUGAGUGUGGGAAACACUUCCUUGAUAGUUCAACCCUCAUCUCACAUCAGCGAAUUCACACAGGAGAGAGACCCUACACGUGCUCUGAGUGCGGGAAAAGCUUUAGUCGGCGCUCACACCUUAUCACACAUCUUAGAAUCCACACAGGAGAGAUGCCCUACACGUGCUCUGAGUGCGGGAAAUGCUUCACUGAUAGUUCAGCCCUCAUAUCACAUCAGAGAAUCCACACAGGGGAAAUGCCCUAUACAUGCUCCGAGUGCGGGAAACGCUUCAAUUGGAGCUCACACCUUAUCACACACAGGAGAAUCCACACAGGUGAGAAACCUUUUGGAUGCUCUGAGUGUGGAAAAAGCUUCAGUCAGCACUCCCACCUUCUCACACAUUGUAGAAUCCACACAGGAGAGAAACCCUACACGUGCUCUGAGUGCGGGAAAAGCUUCAGUUGGAGCUCACACCUUAUCAGGCAUCAGAAAAUCCACGUAAGA
This is a messenger RNA of Mauremys reevesii (Reeves's turtle), 4548 nucleotides long. RefSeq names its product zinc finger protein 850-like. Lineage: Eukaryota; Metazoa; Chordata; Testudines; Geoemydidae. The transcript is spliced from 8 exons. The record is from RefSeq and is a predicted model, not a curated record. The annotation marks the transcript as partial.